AUGGAAGCAACAGGGACGGUGCUGAAUGAGAAGUUAGUGUGCCAGAAUGUAGACACGGUACCUUCGCACUCUGGCCAUCGCUUCUGGUCUGGAGGGAAUCCCUUUGCUUACACCAUGAGGACCGUCUUGGCCGAGCUCAUCCUAUUCUUCUUCAUGACCCAACUCCUCUGUCUCCUUCUCAAGCCUUUCCGCCAAUCCACCACCAUUGUAUCAGUCAUAGCCGGUACCGUGAUCAGCCUGGCACUUCAUGCACCGCACACUGAUAAGUUCCUGCGGCUUGGAGACAGACUAAUCCUCAGAACAUUUGCCGAGUUUGGAUUCAUGAUGCACAUGUUUGUGCUGGGCGUACAUAUUGACCUCACAACGUUAAGAAACACCGGCAAGAAGGCUGUUGCUCUAGCUAUCCUAGGCUCUGUCCUCGCCUUAGCAUUAGGAGGUUUCACCCUCGGCACUAUACAGAGAAUCAGCCCUUUUGAUGCUAACCUCCGAAAAGGCAUAGCGCUGCUCCUCCCCGUAAAUUCUAUGACUUCUUGUAUCGUAACCUUCAGCAUUCUUCACAACCUCAACAUAAUCAAUUCUGAGGUGGGCCGCCUAGCUGCCUCGAGUGCCAUGGUUAGUGAUGUGUUGGGCUGGUUCAUGGCUUUUGUCGUCGGUGGUUUAGCUGUGGCCCUGCAAGCCUCGACAAUGGAACCUUUAUUUCCAAUCUUCAUCACACUUUCUUACUACUGCGUACUAUUCUUCCUAGUCCGACCCUUCAUAAUCUGGCUCACGAAGCAAUCCGAGGGUGAGAAACCGAUGCAUGAAACCCACUUCGUCUUCAUCCUAUGCAUAGUCGCAGCCUCGUGCUUCCUCGCUGAAUGCCUCGGUCAACAUUCUAGCCAUGGAGCCUUCUUCUUGGGCUUAAUUUUACCGGACGGGCCACCCUUAGGCCCAGUUUUGGUGCAAAAGCUCGAAACUUUUGCUUCCACUUUCAUCCUACCAGUAUACUGCACACUCAGCGGAUUAAGGACCGAUCUCCAUUCUCUAGCCACAGGCACGACUCUGAAACUUGAGCUUCUCAUAAUGGCGGGUUAUAUAGGAAAAUUUGCUGGCAUCAUUUUCCCGUCACUCCUCUGCUUCCAUAUUAAAUUCAGAGACUCUCUCUGCGUCGCUUUGAUCCUUUGCUGCAAAGGCAUCAUGGAGAUUGCAAUUUAUAACCUCUGGAGGGACAUGAAGGUGAUAAACACUCAACUGUUCACCCUUUUGAUGGUUAAUAUGGUGGUCGUGACGGGGCUCGCAACAUUUACUGUGAGCUACCUCUAUGACCCUUCGGAAAGAUACAGAGCCUUUAACCGUAGGGCCAUUAAGUCCACAAAUCAAAACCUUGAUCUACGGGUAUUGAUAUGCAUCCAUGACGAAGAUCAUGUAUACCCUAUGAUAAGUCUCCUCAGAGCCUCUAAUCCAACAAGAAACAAGCCGCUUUCCGUUCUCGUUCUUCAUCUCCUGGAGCUCAGUGGGAGCGCAUUGUCUGUGCUUACCAUGACCUCACACUAUCAAUUUAUGAAGAAACCGUUUCAGAUAGUCCGGUCUGAAAAGAUCGUGAGUGCCUUUAACCAUUACGAGAAGCAAGAAAGAGGGCAUGUGUCAAUGCAGCAUUUCACUGCGUCCGCCCCCUACUCAAGUAUGCACAAUGACAUUUGCACCCUCGCGCUUGAUAAGAAGGUGAGCAUCAUUAUCCUCCCAUUCCAUAAGCAGUGGACCUCAGAAGGAAUCGAGACUUCCUCCCCUUCCAUCAGGAACGUAAAUAGAAACGUUCUGGAGAAGUCCCCUUGCUCCAUAGGGGUCCUUGUGGAUCGGAGCUAUAUACAUGGGACAAAGUCGGGUUUUGACGGUCAAUCUCCUUAUAAUGUUGGUAUGCUCUUCUUUGGGGGCCCCGAUGAUAGCGAGGCACUGGCUUAUAGCAAAAGAAUGUCCGAGCACCCAAGUAUUAGUCUCACAGUUGUCCAAUUCAAACCCGAGGGAGACUAUUCUGAGCCAUGUGUGCUCCACGGCAAGUGUGAUGGUAUCGACGUAAUGAGCAAUCUGAUAAAUGGGUGUAAGAUCAGGAACAAAAUGUCCAUCACCUACAUGGAGGAGGCCGUGAGAGACGGGUUGCAGACAACUCAUGUUAUUCGAUCGAUGGGAGAUAAGUUCGAUAUGGUUAUUGUUGGGAAACAUCAAGACCCGAGCUCCCCUGUCUUGCUUGGUUUAACAGAUUGGAGCGAGUGCCCUGAGCUAGGGGUUGUCGGGGACAUGCUAGCUGCCUCAAACUUUCGAUUUUCAGUUUUGGUGGUGCAGCAAGAACCAUUAAUGGGGAGCCAGUCGUCUCUGAGACAUCUAUCGAGCCAUAGAAGCAGUAGCUAG
Punica granatum (pomegranate) is the source of this 2382-nucleotide messenger RNA. The record is from RefSeq and is a predicted model, not a curated record. Lineage: Eukaryota; Viridiplantae; Streptophyta; Magnoliopsida; Myrtales; Lythraceae.